AUGGUGACCAAACGAACCACCAGCAGCAGCAUUUUAUUGGCAAUUUUUGUUUGUUUCAUUCCUUCAGUAAAUGCGAUUUUCGAAGACCAAGUUGGAAAAUUCGAUUGGCGUCAACAAUACGUCGGAUGUACCAAACAAGUUCAUUUCGAUCGUUCUAAAUCCUCAAAAUCUGAUCUCAUUUUUGUGGCCACGGAAGCCAACGUUCUGGCAGCUCUCCGGUCAAAUACGGGUAAUAUAGGUGAGAGCAGUUGUUCAUUUGAUAUUAUCUCACGAGAAGAACUUCAAUUCUCCUCAGAUUCUCUUCAAUUUUCACGAGUACUUUCAGCAUGGCGGCAGCUACACGAAGAGAACUCCACAUCUGCACCGAUGUUCGCAGUUCGUUAUAAAAGUAAGAUUUCAAAAAAUUUCUCUAAAGAUUUUCUAUGA
This is a messenger RNA of Anisakis simplex (herring worm), 426 nucleotides long. NCBI's taxonomy places the organism in Eukaryota, Metazoa, Nematoda, Chromadorea, Rhabditida, Anisakidae. The record is from the annotation of a GenBank genome assembly.